CCCCUGGACUGCUUUUUGGUGACCUCUAACUCCUCGCCCGGCUGCCUUCAGCGCUUCAUACGCUGUGAUUGUGAAGCAUUUAUACGGCUCUCAAUCUCAACGAGCGCAGACGCCGUGUCGUGACUCCUACGGGGCAGCACCAGGGGCGCCAGCACCAGCACUGCGCCAAAGCACUGCCAAAAACCGCGCGCGACAUCGCUCGCAACCGUCGGCGACUCGGCUUCAACCCUCGCCACACUGUCAGCAGGAUCGCAAGACCGUCCUCACAGCAGAAAUGGCAGCACCCGACGCCGCGCCCGCGCCCGUCGCGGUCAAGUCAAUCAAAGGAGAAAAAAAAAAGCAAGUGCGCGACGCGACCGCCGACCUCUACGCCCAGCACGCGCCGACGACGCCCGACGGGGCCAUGCGCGCCAUCUGGCAGAAACCGUCCGAGAUAAGACGCCACGAGCGCGAGCUGUUUAAGAGGUUUGCGUCCGACGUCAAGCCCAAGGAGACCAUGGGCCUCUCUCCAAAACACGCGCCGUUAUCAAACUGCUACGGCUGGACGCAGAGCCGCGACUUUGUCAUUGUUGUUGUUUGGUUGCAGGGUCCUUCGGAUGAUGUUACUGUGGAGAUCAAUAAUAAUAAAAUGCUGGUGCAGACCGAGGGCUAUACGCCAGUGAUUGAUCGACAACUCUUCUCCCAGGUAGAUGAGAGAGUAGACGUCGAGACUGUCGCGUGGGACAAGCUUGAUUUAAUGGCCCUCAAGCUUACUAAGAAGGAUACAGGAAUCAUCUGGGACGCGUUAUUUGCGGGCGACUGGCGCUUGUUACGGGCGGUCGACGCGGCGUCGUACGAGGCUUUGCCCGAUCCUAGCGACCCUCUGACCUACUGCAUCUCGGUCUUCGUGCCCGAGCACUGCUUGCGGAGCGACAUCGACGUAGACGUCACGGCGCAGUACGUUUCUGUACGUAUAAGGGAAUGGACGGAAUGGCGAAGGCACUUCAAGUACCCCUGCCGCGCCACAGAGGCCGUCUGGGAGCUGGGCUGGGAGAAACCGAUCGAAGAGGAGCAGGAGCAGCGAUGGUCGGUCGGCGAGGACGCCUACCGGCCCACGUCAUUACAUAGGCGGCGCCGCGUCGUGCAGAUCACCGUGGGUUUUGCGGACCUGCCGCGGAAGCGUGUCGUGUACGACCGCCGUCAUGGCGAGCUCGUCGAGCUCGGGCUUGAUAGUGAUGUGAAGGACGCGCCACCGUCGGCGUUCCGAGCGGAUGUGAUAGAUGGCGACCUCGCAACUAGAACGUUGUUCGUCGAGCACGAGGACGGCAUGCUCUGCGGCGCCGUCGCCGAGGUCGCUUCUCAUUUAGACGCGCCGGAGGCGUACCCUUUGCCAAGGUUGUCGGCCGUGGCCCAAGCUCUCUUAUCUCACAUCCCCGCCGCUGAUAGAAACUUAUAUGAAUUCGGGGGUGAAAAUCAGGUGGAGCCCGUCGACCAGUGGCGCGCCGCGGCGUCGUAUGAUGCCGAGCUCGCGUGGUGCGAACGCGUGGGGCGCGACUUUGACAACGGCGACGAGCGUCGUAUUGAAGAGGAAUCAGAGGACGAGGACACGGUCGUCGUCGAGGAGCUCCCGCCGCCGCCGUUGCAACGUCCAAAAUGCGGCAUGCUCGGCGCCGAGCCCGUGCGCGUCCUCACAGGAAGGCGUGCCUCUGAGAAAGCCUGGCCGCUGACGCGGUCCCUCGCUUCAGGUAGAGACGCGUGGCCCGCUGAAAGAUUAGCGGACUACGCCUUCGACGCGGGCAAGAAGACUGUGAAAGUGUACGUGAGGGUGCCGUUCGCGGUCACUGAUGAAUCAGUGUUCGCCGAGUUCGACGACGAGCUGCGCCUCGAGGUCGUGGAUGUGGCGGCGUCGACGCGGUACUACUUCCGCGUCGCGCUCGCGCACGCCGUCUCCAAACAACACUGCAAGGCCGCGGCGAAGCGCGGCGACGUCGUCGUGACGCUGCGGAAAGCCGACCCCGAGGACGCCUGGCUUACUCUAGCGUCGACAGAGGUCGCGGGUAACUAUUUUUAA
Pelagomonas calceolata is the source of this 2050-nucleotide messenger RNA. The record is from the annotation of a GenBank genome assembly. Lineage: Eukaryota; Pelagophyceae; Pelagomonadales; Pelagomonadaceae.